CACCCACAGAAGGGAACAGAUUGAGGAGCUGCCAGGCCUGGCGAUCGCGAGUAUCCUGUCGUCUUCGUCCUCAUGAUUCGUGACAAGAGCCCUCAGAGGCUGAGCAGGCCCAGUUAUGGCUCCAUUUCCAGCCUGCCUGGCCCAGCACCUCAGCCAGCGCCUUCCGGGAAGACUCACCUGAGCGAGAAGAUUCCCAUCCCCAGCACAGAACAGGGUACAUUCAGCCUGAGGAAGCUGUGGGCGUUCACAGGGCCUGGUUUCCUCAUGAGCAUCGCUUUCCUUGACCCGGGGAACAUUGAGUCGGACCUUCAAGCUGGUGCUGUAGCUGGAUUCAAACUUCUCUGGGUGCUGCUGUGGGCCACUGUGCUAGGCUUGCUCUGCCAGCGGUUGGCUGCCCGGCUGGGCGUGGUGACAGGCAAGGACUUGGGUGAAGUCUGCCAUCUCUACUACCCUAAGGCGCCCCGCGUCCUCCUCUGGCUGAGCAUUGAGCUGGCCAUCGUGGGCUCAGACAUGCAGGAAGUCAUCGGGACGGCUAUCUCCUUCAAUCUGCUCUCCGCUGGACGCAUCCCCCUGUGGGGCGGCGUACUGAUCACCAUUGUGGACACCUUCUUCUUCCUCUUCUUGGAUAACUAUGGUUUGCGCAAGCUGGAAGCUUUCUUUGGGUUUCUCAUUACCAUAAUGGCUUUGACCUUCGGCUAUGAGUAUGUGGUAGCGCGUCCAUCCCAGAGAGCACUUCUAACGGGCCUGUUCCUGCCCUCCUGCCCGGGCUGUGGGCAGCCUGAGCUGCUGCAGGCAGUGGGCAUCGUCGGUGCCAUCAUUAUGCCUCAUAACAUCUACCUGCACUCAGCCUUGGUCAAGUCUAGAGAGGUAGACAGAGCCCGCCGGGUGGAAGUUCGAGAAGCCAACAUGUACUUCCUGAUUGAAGCCACCAUCGCCCUUUCGGUGUCCUUCAUCAUCAACCUCUUUGUCAUGGCUGUGUUUGGUCAGGCCUUCUACCAGCAAACCAACGAGGAAGCGUUCAACAUCUGUGCCAACAGCAGCCUCCAGAACUAUGCUAAGAUCUUUCCCAGGAACAAUAACACUGUGUCAGUGGAUAUUUAUCAAGGAGGUGUGAUCCUAGGCUGUCUCUUUGGCCCUGCGGCCCUCUACAUCUGGGCAGUAGGUCUCCUGGCAGCCGGGCAGAGUUCUACUAUGACCGGCACCUAUGCAGGACAGUUUGUGAUGGAGGGUUUCCUUAAGCUGCGGUGGUCCCGCUUCGCACGCGUUCUUCUCACUCGCUCUUGCGCCAUCUUGCCCACGGUGCUGGUGGCUGUCUUCCGUGACCUGAGGGACCUGUCUGGUCUCAACGAUCUACUCAACGUUCUGCAGAGUCUACUGCUGCCCUUCGCAGUGCUGCCCAUUUUGACCUUCACCAGCAUGCCCGCUGUCAUGCAGGAGUUUGCCAACGGCAGGUUGAGCAAAGCCGUCACUUCCUGCAUCAUGGCACUGGUCUGUGCCAUCAACCUGUACUUUGUGAUCAGCUACCUGCCCAGCCUCCCGCACCCUGCCUACUUUAGCCUUGUGGCUCUGCUCGCCAUAGGUUACUUGGGCCUUACUGCUUAUCUGGCCUGGACCUGCUGCAUCGCCCAUGGAGCCGACUUUCUGAUGCAUAGCUCCCACCAGCACUUCCUGUAUGGACUCCCUAUCGAGGCACAGGGAAGUGUGGAGAGUCCCGAUGACCAGCACGGCGCAGUGACCAGCGGCACCCAGCAAGCAUAGAGACCUGCUGGACCUUGCUGUGUUCUGUUGGAUGGACACAGCAAGACAAUUGGAGGUCCCCCACCAGGCUUUCUGGGUUACCUGUUUGGACAAGUACUUUACCUCAAAGUGUGCUAGGGACCACAACCAUAUUACCACAACCUAAGAGACUUAAAAAACACAAUGCCUGGGGCUAGAGAGAUGGCUCAGGUGUUAGGAACACUAGUCCUUUGAGAAGACUGGGAUUCAGUUCCCAGCAUCAACAUGGUGGCUUUCAACUGAGGGUAACUCCAGUUCCAGGGCGUUCAGUGCCCUCUUCUGGCAGUCUCCUCUGGUACUUUCAAGCCCAAAACGCUCAUAUACAUAAAAAUUACUUAAAACAAAA
Molecule: messenger RNA, 2122 nt
Organism: Arvicanthis niloticus (Nile rat)
Lineage: Eukaryota; Metazoa; Chordata; Mammalia; Rodentia; Muridae
Gene: Slc11a1
Product: solute carrier family 11 member 1
Biological process (GO): iron ion transmembrane transport; manganese ion transport
Cellular component (GO): endosome membrane; plasma membrane; phagocytic vesicle membrane
Molecular function (GO): manganese ion transmembrane transporter activity; cadmium ion transmembrane transporter activity; iron ion transmembrane transporter activity
Source: RefSeq, a predicted model, not a curated record